AUGGCCAACCUAGCUCGGAAGAGCAAAGACGCCUACGUUCGUCAGUAUGAAGGAUACCUGGACGAUCUCAACACGUUCAAGGCGGAGCUGCGAAAUUUGCUCGCGCCGACAUCUGUAGCGUCUCGCAGACCCGCUCUACUAAAGGUGAAGGCCAUUCUAGCUAGAGGAAAUGCCUUCCGACUGCUAGACGAGGACUUCCUGCGUCCGGAUCUCCCAUGGGAGAUGGAUGGCUUCCAAGUUGACGUCCUGAUGCAGGCCAUGUCCGCCUAUUCUCUGUAUAUCGAGGUCUCGAGCCUACCCGAGUACUCGUCCCUACGAGCGACGAAACCGAUGGCGCUCGCAGACAUAGUCCGCUGGAUCGACGUCGUACAUCCCAUGAACGACAGGCUGGUACCCACGCCGGAGAAGCCCACCUACGGCACCAUGGUCACGUCCAUCGCGGGCCUGCUCUCCAGCAUUACCCGCAAGAAGGACGGCGACUUCACGCAGCUCGCCUGGAACGACCCGCACGUCCUCACGCUCGUGAUGGACCUGUGGCUAUACUACCCGCGCUACCUCCAACACUACAGCGAGGACCUCACAGAAACCGCGACGACCAUCACCGUGUCCGCGCUCGCCACCCUUGAAAAUUUAUCCGCCACAGAGGACGGCGAGAAGUACUUCGUCACGCGCUUGCUCGCCAUGGUCGGUGGGCGCCCCAGCCGCAUCCUGCACCUCAUCGCGGAGCAGACGGCCUUCCUCGACAGCAUCAACGUCAAAAGCAGGUGGAGCUUCGUCUGGAAGAUCCACUACGCGCUCGUGGAACAGCUGUCGGAGAGCUCCGAGUUUCUCGGCGUCGACGCGCCGCUCUGCUUCUUCGAGUCCGUCGUCGUGGGCUGGCGGCGCUGCCUGGAGAAGCCCCAGGACGAGAACCUGGCCGCGGCGGCGGAAGAGGCGAAGGGCGCCGUCGGCAACUUCGUUAUGAUGGCGCUGAGCACGACGAAUCUGCGCCGCGCUAUCCGAGCGGGCGUGUACGACGCACUGUUCGACGUCGAGCGCGCGUGGGGCAAGGAGAAGAAGGAGAGCGCGCUCUUCGGCGGCAUCGCGCAGCAUCUUGUGAGCAGCUUCACGAUACCCAGCAUCCUCCGCGUCUUCCAUCGACGGCACACGGACCUCCUGCAUCCUCCUAAAAACCCCGACGAGCGUCGAUCCUUCAUCGAGAAACGCUUCCAGAGCUUGCUCUCCGCGUAUAGGAUCAUGUGGCAGCAGUAUACGGAUGCGAGAAGGGCGCCCACCUGGAAGCGCGCCUUCCCUUGUAGCAACGUGCACGCGGACGUCCACGAAGCAGAGGUGCGCGCGUGCGCGUGCGGGCAGGCUUUCUACUGCUCGAAGAAGUGCCAACGCGAGCACUGGAAGGCUGGUCAUCGGGACUCUUGCUGCCAUGAGGACGGUGUGUGGGGCUUCCAAGGAGACAUAACGCUCGACGAUGCGGUCUUCCUCUUCGAGUCGGCGCUUCGUGUGAUUGAGCGCGACGAGGCAAAGAUGGCACAGGAUCUCGCGCGCACGGACUAUCCCGAUAGACCUCUCAUUAUGGUCGAUCUCGCAACUCCUCCGACCCCAGACGGGAAUUUCGAGUGGACUCUGGACGAAGAAUUGAGCGAUUUGUCCUGUGACGAGGAUUGGUCUACCGAUGAAGACGGCGGUGAGAAUGAAGAAGACGAGGAUGAUGGAGUGGAAGCGGAUGUGGCGCAGGACAUGUACAAGAAAGCAGAGAAUCGAGAAAGGCACUUGGACAAGGGCGAUGGAAACGAGGGUCCGCACAUCGCUGCAAUAUCCGUCGCGUACUGCGUGGGGGAGGCGUCCUCGCGCGCGUGCGCAAGCCUAUUGUUCUUUUUCCCAUUGUUCUACUCCUGGACGAACCGGCCCAAACCACGAGACAUGGUCUUUUCGCCCUUAUACCCUUUUGAUUUGGUCACUUUGCUACGCUUUGCUCCUGCCUCUCUACUCCUACGCGCGGUUACUCCUUCGCGCGCCACUUUUGAAGGCAAUUAUGUCUCGGCCUCCGAGUCGCGCAAAGUCGCCAAGAUCUCCUACUCGCCACCCAGGAAGCUGGUGAAGAAGCGCAAACCAGUUCACACUGCAGCCUUGCCUUCAGCGGCGUCGCCAGCUGCGUCAAGUAACGACUCCUUCUAUCUCGUAACCGCAGCGGACGUGGAAUCGCUCGCACAAGAAGAGCGCAGGCGCUCUUCAGAUGACCCUCGGGUGUCAACAUCUUCAUCCGACCACUCGUCCGCAUCAACCCACACAACGGAGACCGAAUCACUUCACCGCUCGACUGGCGAGCACCACCUCCGCGCCCCAAUGCUCAUUGAAGGGAAGGAGACUCGGUUCCAUGAGCAUUUCUCUCCGCGGGAUUCGAACACGAUGUCAUUGACCAGUGGAAACUUCCCGCUGCUAGGGAGCAGACCUGUCAGCGCCGAGACUAUCUUGCCUGUGCCGCCUCCGGUGCGCCCCAAACUCGGCAAGGAAGGGUCGAAGUUCAUCGAACGGCUGUCCAGUGCUUCCGGCUCUGUGCGCUCGGCGGGCGCGAAGUCAGAGGUGAGCUCUACUGCGCUGCCGGUCAUCGUGCGAGGCCAGCCACGAGCCACGUCUUCGACGCCGUCCGUGCGCUCUGCUGCGCGUAUGCCUUCGCCGCAAAGAUCGUUAGCACAGUCGCCGCCGAAGUCACCUACGCAGUCUGCAUCUUCGCGCGUACCCUCACCGCCGAAGUCACCGCCCUCGCAAGGCCCACCCAGGCGCCUACGCUACGCAGACAUCAUGCCUGAGCCCAUCGAACCCGGCCCGCGCGCGUCGCUCGCGCUGCGGCUUUCUGCGGCACAGUGGCGGCAUAGCUCGCAGCCUGCGCCGGAGGGGUACGAGUACGUCCCCGCAAGCGAGCAAGGCACCGUGGAGGACUUCAUGAACGGCCAACUUCUGAAUCCCUACGCCAUCCGACCCAUUCGUAGACCGGAAGACGAGAAGAAGUAG
Messenger RNA from Schizophyllum commune H4-8, 3006 nucleotides. RefSeq lists its product as uncharacterized. The transcript is spliced from 10 exons. Lineage: Eukaryota; Fungi; Basidiomycota; Agaricomycetes; Agaricales; Schizophyllaceae. The coding region runs from base 1 to 3006 and encodes 1001 amino acids. The record is from RefSeq and is a predicted model, not a curated record.